AUGUCAAACAGUCUCAAGCUACUAUAAGAAAUUCAGAAUGAAAUCAUGAAAGCCAAGUUAAUUGGGUAGUAGAAUAUGAAUAAUAAUAACAACUUCUAAACUUCCUCUUCCUUCCCCUCUUCAAAUGCAGACUUAAAUCUUAGUAAUUCAAUUGACCUUAAUCCCUAACAAAUGAAGUCAAGCUUCAAAAAGCACAUGCAAUAAAAAGAAAACUAAAAACCGACAAUGUAAGCCUCUCAAGCAAUCCCUUCAAAACAUAAAAAUCAUAACGAGUUUAACGAUAAGUAUGGGAUUUAAAGUGCAGAGACCUUUAAAUCAGAUCUAUAAAUUGAUAACAGCUAUAACGAUACUAGAGCAGAUAUAUAUGGAGGCAGACAACUUAAUCCCUCAAUAAGUGUUUUGAAUAAUUAUGAUAUUAACAGCUUUAAUGGAAAUGUUAGUAAUAAAGCCUAAGGGUAUCAAACUAUUCAGGUUAAUGAAGAUACAAAGUAAGUUUAUGGUAAUCCAAAUCACAACAGAUAUUUUAGUCACUAAAACUAUCAAGAUGAUUAAAGUAAUGAAUUGAUGGCUUCUCCAUCAUUCAGUUAGAAUCACAUUAAUAGUAAUGUAUUUGAUACCAAUUCAUUAGUAAGUUAAAAUGAGUACACUCUUAAUAGUCAGAAAAACCUAAAUGUUCAGAUGCAAUAAGUAAACUUGAAUAACAAUAACAAUUAGAACAUGUCAAUGAAGAGUGAUUAGUUAUUCUCAUAGCUUUAAAAUUCUUUGCUGGGCAUGAAAAAUGAACUUGAAAAAGAGUGCGAUGAUAUAACCAACAAGAUAGAUGAAAUAAUGAGGACUGAGCUUUUAACAUUUGAUAAAAUUAAGGAUAUUGAUUUCGGGAAUAAUCAUUUUAGCAAUGAUUUCGACUCAGAUGAAUAUGAUAAUUGA
Messenger RNA from Stylonychia lemnae, 927 nucleotides. Lineage: Eukaryota; Ciliophora; Spirotrichea; Sporadotrichida; Oxytrichidae. The record is from the annotation of a GenBank genome assembly.